Messenger RNA from Diabrotica virgifera virgifera (western corn rootworm), 2789 nucleotides. RefSeq lists its product as uncharacterized. The transcript has 2 exons. The coding region runs from base 13 to 1176 and encodes 387 amino acids. NCBI's taxonomy places the organism in Eukaryota, Metazoa, Arthropoda, Insecta, Coleoptera, Chrysomelidae. The record is from RefSeq and is a predicted model, not a curated record.
UGGGUUAGACCAAUGUUUCAACAACGAAAUGAAAAAGGGGCCUUUAGAAAUUUGUUUCAUCACAUGAAAAUAAAUGACCAGGAGAUGUUUUUCAAAUAUACCAGAAUGCUUCCCGAAACUUUUGAUUCCCUUUUAAACUUAAUAAAACGUCAUUUAUUGAAACGUAGUAGACGAGAAUAUCUGUCUCCAGAAUUACGACUUGCCAUGACCUUAAAAUAUUUGGCACAUGGAGGAUCAUUUCAAAAUGUAUCCUGGGAAUUUAGAGUAGGGCAUUCUACAGUUUCCAAGAUAAUUUUUGAAACUUGUGAAGCAAUCUGGAAUGUCCUAAAACCCAUCUAUGUAAAAAGUCAUGAUGAAAUUGAUUGGCUUCAAGUCAGCAAUCAGUUUUUACAUAGGUGGGAUUUUCCACACACUCUUGGGGCUAUUGAUGGAAAACAUGUUCAAAUUCAGUGCCCAAUAAAUAGUGGCUCACAAUAUUAUAAUUAUAAAAAUCACUUUAGUAUGGUCCUCCUGGCAUGUUGUGAUGCCGAUUAUAAGUUUUUGUGGGUCGAUAUUGGAGGUUCUGGAUCUGAACAUGACUCUGGAGUUUUUAGGAGAUCUCAAAUGGGCCAAGAUCUUGAAAACGGUAUUGUAAAAUUGCCAGACUCCCAAAAUUUGCUUGGGAGUAAUAUCGAGAUGCCAUUCUUUUUUGUUGCUGAUGAAGCAUUUCCUUUGAAGUCCUAUAUUAUGAGACCUUACCCCGGCAAGAACUUGGAGGAAAAAAAAUUGGUAUUUAACUACAGAUUAUCACGUGCCAGAAGGACAAUUGAAAAUUCAUUUGGAAUUUUAGCAAGUAGAUGGAGAGUGUAUCGGUCACCUUUAUUAUGUUCGAUAAAAACAACAGAGGCUAUUGUUAAAGCUACCAUAUGCUUACAUAAUUAUUUAAGGACUGAGGCAUCACCAAUUUAUACUCCACCAGCAUUGAUGGAUACAAUUUCAGAAGAUGGUGAAUUAGUGGAAGGAGAAUGGAGACAAAUAACAAGAGCUGAUACAAAUUUAACCCCUGCUGGUCGAAUGGGAUCGAACAUGGCUGCAAAUGCUGUAACACGAUUAAGGGAUAGCUUAGCCAACUAUUUAACAUCUGAUGUAGGUUCAGUACCUUGGCAACAAACAUAUAUUAAUAGGGGCAGAAUUUAAUGUUUUUUAAUUUAAUUAAUGUAUAUUGUAAAAUAUAAAUGUAUUAUCAUUGUUUAUAUAAUAAUAGUUUGCCAACUCAAUCAAUAAAUUUGUUUCAUUCUAAUUGAGACAGUCACCACCAUUUCUGUCAGGGUCACAACGUCACGCGUAACUACUAUAAAUCCAAAAUGCAUAGACACAAAGUUGGAUAUGAUCUUAUUCAUAACACAGCUGCUUGCAUACAUAUGAAGAAAUAUAAAUAUAUGGAAGAAUAUAUUUAGAAAUUGAAUUAAUGAUGUCAUGCUACUAUAGUCUGUUCGCUAAACUCAGACGCAACUUUCUAGAUAUUUUAGUCGGUAAUUAUGACAAUUUUAGUAAAAUUGGCAAAAAAUAAUUACUAAAUAGUUAAUAAUCACUAAAUAGUUAGUAAUUUUGCCAAUUUUUGCAAAAUUGGCAAAAAAGAAAAAAAUUAUCUACUAAAAUAUCUAGCCAGUUGCGUCUGAGUUUAGCGAACCGACUAUAUACAUUAUACAUCAUAAAUAUAAUAGCGUUACAUUACAACUAUACAUUAUACAUAUAAUAGCAUGACAUCAUUAACUCAAUUUGUAAAAUAUAUUCUUUCAUAUAUUUAUUUUUCUUAAUAUAUAUGCGAGUUGGUGUGUUAUGAAUAGGAUCAUAUCCAACUUGGUGUCUAUGCAUUUUGGAUUUAUCAUACAGUCCAUCUAAUAUACUUACUGUUGCAUGUCAUUAUCUAUGUCAGAGAUCUAAUUUGACAUAGUUGCCAAAGUAUAAAAAAAAUCCUAAAUCACAUGAAACACCAUGUCUUUUAUAUGGAAAUAAAAUGUCUUGCCCAGAUAAGGGUUAAAUCAAAUAGAUCACAUAAUUAUUGCAAAAGUGGAUCAUACAACAAAACAAAUUAAUAUUCAAUGUAAAUAAAUAAAAGCAUUAGAAAUAGACAACAAUAAUUAAGUUAUAAUCUUAUGUUAAAGUAAAUAAUAAAAACAAUAAAUAUAAUAACGCAACUCAUCAAUAUUGGCAAUAUCAUUUUAAAGUCUUCUACUUUAAAAUGUAGGUAUAAUACAUAUCUGAAUUGCCGAUGAGUCAGAUUAAAUAAAUUAUUAGAAGAAUUUUUUACUCAGCACAACAUUCUUGUUUAAUUAGUGUUAUUUUGAUAAAAUCUUUUUUUGGUAAAAUUGUGGCUUAUUUCCUAUUGAAAAUAGUUGAUUGUAAAAAUACCACAAGGAAAUAGCUUCAGAACAACAUUAAUAAAUAUAAAACAAAUACAGUAAAGAAUAAAAACAAAUCUUUAUAAUCGAUUUAUACAAAUUAAAUGAAACAUAUUAUUGUGCAUUUCCUUAAGUUAACAUUAAUAGUAAUCUUCGAAUAUUAUUUCUACGCGUAUAUAAUAAAAUAUGUCUAGUGGCUGUAAUUCCGGUGUACUCAUUAAAAUGAUUCUAAAAAAGAACACACCUACCACCUAAAUAUUUCGUGUUGGUAUCAUCUGACGUCUCGGGCUAUGAUGUGCAACUGUAAGUAUAUUAGACAGAGUAUAAUUAUGUGUGCUGUUGCUACCCUGACAGAAAUGGUGGUGACUCAAUUAAAAUCAAACAAAGUUAGUCAUUGCGUUGACCAAC